AUGGCUUCUCUCAAUCGGCCGCGCGAGCCCGAGCCCGCCGCCGUGCUCUCGUCGUCGCCCGCCUUUGCCACGCCCGUCGCGCCCACCCGCCCGCUGCGCACCGCGCCCAUCGCCGCGCCCGCCGCUCUCAAGCCCACCGUGCUGCCCGUCCUGCUGCCGCCCGCGACUCUGCGCCCGCUCGCCUUUCGCGUCUUCACCAAGAAACACAACCUCACGCUGGGCUCGUCGGCCCUCGCUGCCCUCGCUACUUUCGUGGGACGCCACUGCGGCUCCGGAUGGCGCGAGCAGGGCCUCGCCGAGCGCGUGCUCGAGGAGGUUGCAAGAGCAUGGAAAAAGGGCGGCGGGCAGGUCAUUGUCGACGCCGAGGGCCCGCUGCUCAAGAGCAUCCUCAAGACGCUCGAGGGCUGCAUGAGCGGCGGCCGCGUCGUCCAGGCCAAGCAGCCCCCCGCCCUGGGCCGCGAUGCGAGCUUCAAGUUUGGCCAGCCGGAGAAGCAGGACAGCUUUGGCAUGAGCGAGCUGAACGUGGCCGACGACGACGACGACGACGACGACCAAGACUUCAAGGGCAGUCGAGACCCGCGCGACUGGAUCAAGGUCGUCAGCGCCUUUGAGCAGCCCAAGAUGGUCUACAAUGUCACCAAGAAGCACUUUGACCGGUCGACGGCCCGGCCCUCGCUGUUCCCGCCGCCCUCGCACAAGACGGACCUCUUCCGCCAGCGCUACCACAUCAUCCACCAACGCCUCCUGCGCAACGACGCCUUCCAGACGCCCUCGUUCGCGGGCAACCGCUCCUCGUCGCUCCACCGCACCGCCUCCAUCUCCACCACCUCGACCAACAAAAUCACCCCCGUGGCCAACCUGCUCGGCCGCAGCGGCUCCGACCACCUGCUGCUGGGCCUGCUGGCCGUCUCCCCGACCGGCACCCUCGUCCUCUCCGACCUCAGCGGCAGCAUCUCCCUCGACCUGUCCCACGCCCGCCCCAUCCCCGAGGACGGCGCCUGGUUCGCCCCCGGCAUGAUCGUCCUCGUCGACGGCACCUACGAGGAGGACUACAGCAACCCACAGGCGGGCUCGGCCGGCGCGCUAGGCGCCACAGGCGGCAUCGGCGGCACCAUCGGCGGCAAGUUUAUUGGGUUCAGCGUCGGGCAUCCGCCGCCGGAGCGCCGCUCCCACACGCUCGGCACGCCGGACGCUGCAGCGAGCAGUACGUCGGAUGCGGGCGCCUCUAUGGGCCCCGCCUUCGGCUGGACCGACUUCCUAGGCUUGGGCUCCGAGCGCGCCACCGGCGCCCGCAUGCGCCGCAUCGAGAGCCGCCUGCUAGGCCCGGACGCGCCCGCCCACAAGCAGACCAAGAUCGCCAUCGCGGCCGACGUAUGCCUCGACAACCCAGCGACAUUCAGCGCGCUGCGCGCCCUGCUCGGCACGUACGACGCGCUGCCGCCAGACGAGUACCCGCUCGCGGUGGUGCUGAUGGGCAAUUUCGUGGCCAAUGCCGCCAUGGCGGGCGUGCCGGGCCAGGGCAGCAUCGAGUACAAGGAGCACUUCAACGCGCUGGCAGCGGUGCUGGGCGAGUUUCCGCGGCUGGUGGCGCGCACGACGCUGGUGUUUGUGCCGGGCGACAAUGACGGCUGGGCGUCGGCGGCGGCGGCGGGGGCGGCCGCGCCGUUGCCGCGCUUGCCCGUGCCGGAUAUGUUUACUUCGCGGGUGAGGCGCGUGGUUGCGGACGCGAAUAGGGAUUUUGGCGGUAGUGGUGGUGCUGCUGCUGUGGGAGGGGGGCCGGGGCGCAGGCGCGAGGGCGAGGCCAUCUGGACUAGCAAUCCGGCUCGCUUGACGUGGUUCGGCGUCUUGGGCGAGAUGGUGCUGUUCCGGGACGACGUGACGGGGCGGCUGCGGCGGACGGGGAUACGCAACAGCCGCGAAGCGACCGUCGCGUCCGUCAUGCCGUCGUCGCCGCCGCCUCCUCCUCCGUCCAUGGACAUGGACACCACCACGACCACGCCCGCACCCCCUCCCGCCGCCCAACCAGCAGCAGACCCACACACGCACACUGCGCGCGCCCUCACCCGCACCCUCCUCGACCAAUCGCACCUCUCGCCCUUCGCGCUCCCGACGCGCCCAGUGCACUGGGACCACGCGCACGCGCUGGGGCUGUAUCCGCUGCCUUCUGCGGUCGUGGUCGCGGACACUGGCGCCCCGGCUUUUGCGCUCAGGUAUGCGGGCGUGGCGGUGUUGAAUCCGGGUGGGUUGAGUGUGGGGAGGGGUGGAGGGGGUGGGGGUGCUGGGGGGAAAGGGGGAAGGGCCAGGUGGGUCGAGUAUUGUGUUAGGGGGGGUGGAGGGGCGGUUAGGGAGGCGUGA
Aplosporella prunicola CBS 121167 is the source of this 2355-nucleotide messenger RNA. RefSeq lists its product as uncharacterized. Gene Ontology annotation, molecular function: DNA binding. The record is from RefSeq and is a predicted model, not a curated record. Gene Ontology annotation, biological process: error-prone translesion synthesis; DNA-templated DNA replication. Gene Ontology annotation, cellular component: epsilon DNA polymerase complex. Lineage: Eukaryota; Fungi; Ascomycota; Dothideomycetes; Botryosphaeriales; Aplosporellaceae. The transcript has 2 exons. Bases 1 to 2355 code for a protein of 784 amino acids.